UCAGCUUUAUCACGUUUUUGAUAACGUUAUUCCCUGGUUCUCUCUCAACGCCUCGACGCUCUUGGAUACGAAAGAAAACUACGGCACGGCAGUCACUUCCGAAAAAGUUUUCAUCUCUUUGAAAAUAAUAUCUAUAACAAUUAUUCUCUACCUUGCACUCAUUUUUUUGUUAUUGAUACAAAAUAAGUGUUGGGGGGAAAAAAAGGAAAAAAAAAUCAGAACUGUAUUACAAACAUGGAUAUUGACAAAAUAUUGUGUCCAAUAUGUGCAAAGGAAUUUGCUUCCUCCAUUAUCGAGUCUCAUGCUAGCAAGUGCUUAUUCCUGAAUGAACCCACCAAAGAUGAAAACACAAUGGUUAAAGACUCCAGUCCCAUGAGCAAAAGGGGCAAACUAAAAUCAUCAUGUGUGAAAAAAACUAAUCAAGUAUCUGUUAAGAGAAAGAGCUCGUUGGAUCAGUUUCCUUUGCAAAGUUGUAGGAAUGAACCAGAUGUUAUAGAUGUCGUGCCACAGAAAAGUACAGAAAAUAAAUGUAAAAAGUUACGUGGAAACGACCAUGUACCUCUUGCAGAACAAAUGAGACCUACCUCACUACUAAACUUUGUAGGCCAGAAGCAUAUCCUUGGACCUCGCACCAUGCUCUCUGAACUUUUGCAAAAAGGCAAAAUACCUAACAUGAUUCUUUGGGGUCCACCUGGAUGUGGCAAAACAUCUUUGGCUAAUGUCAUAGCGCACAUGUGCAAAAAUGAUACAGAUCGUAACUUACGAUAUGUUAAGCUAUCCGCUGCGAUGGCUGGAGUCCAGGAUGUAAAGGAAGUCAUUGGUGUCGCCAGUAAUCAUGCCAAAUAUGCGCAGCGUACGAUAGUGUUCAUGGACGAGAUACAUAGAUUUAACAAGACGCAGCAAGACGUAUUCUUGCCACAUGUCGAAUCGGGAACCAUUACUCUUGUCGGAGCCACAACGGAAAAUCCCUCAUUUAGCUUAAAUUCCGCAUUGUUGAGCCGAUGUAGAGUAAUUGUUCUGCAUAAAUUAUCCAUCGUGAAUUUAAUAUCGAUUUUAAAGCGUGCAGUAAUUUCGCUGGGCGGUAUAAUACACACAUUGGAUAAAAGACAAAGUACUUUGCAAGAAGAGGAGAAUGGCAUAAUUGAUAUGGAAUCAUCCUGCAAUACAAAGUUCAUUAUAGACGAACCGACAAUAGAAUGGUUGGCUGGAACUUGCGACGGUGAUGCUCGAAUAGCAUUGGGGGGAUUAGAAAUGGCAGCACGAUCGAAAGUACCUAAGACCAAGGAGGAAUUGUUCAAUAUCGGCCCAGCUACAAUAACGCUGAAUGACGUCCAAGAGAGCCUGAAGAAAACACAUAUGCUAUACGACAAAACUGGUGAUCAACAUUACGAUAUGAUCUCCGCGUUACACAAGUCUGUCAGAGCCAGCGAUGAAAACGCUUCGAUUUACUGGUUAACUAGAAUGAUCUCCGGUGGUGAGGAUCCAGUUUAUAUCGCGCGAAGAUUAGUAAGGAUGGCUAGCGAAGAUAUUGGCUUAGCUGAUCCAAAAGCUCUUGGAAUAGCAGUACACACAAUGCAUGGUUGCAAAAUGAUCGGGAUGCCGGAAUGUGAUGUUCUUUUGGCACAAUGUACAACAUAUCUAGCAAGAGCACCAAAAUCUAGACUAAUGGAAGAUGCACUUAGAGCUGCGCAAAAAGUAGUAGCCGAGCAUAAGGGCCCGCAACCAGGAGUGCCCCUGCACUUGAGGAAUGCUCCUACAAGACUUAUGAAAGAUUUGGGAUACGGCAAGGGAUACAAUAUGAUGCACAAAGAUGAAUCUGGAUUAGGCUAUUUGCCAGGGGAAUUGGAAAAUUUAGAUUUCUUUGGAAAUGAUAAGGAUAAUACCUAGAAAUCUAUGGUAACUGCUUCAGUUUAGAUAUAUAUUUUGUUGCGAUAUCGUAUUAUUUUUUAUAACAAAAAGAUAUUUUUAUAUUUUAUAAAUUUUGUACCAAUAUCUAAGAUCUCUCAGGAAUUAAAAUUUUAAGCAUAAACAUAAAUAAUGUAAGAUAUAGCGCGCGUAUUGUAUAUUUGCCUCUGUGUAUAUACAUACAUACACAUGUAUAUAUGUAUAUGUGUAUAUUUUUUGAAAUAAUAUGCAAGAUGUAUAUAGUACUGUAAAAGUAUUAAAAUAAAUGUUUUUAGUGAUCACUUGCGUGACGAA
Molecule: messenger RNA, 2199 nt
Organism: Monomorium pharaonis (pharaoh ant)
Lineage: Eukaryota; Metazoa; Arthropoda; Insecta; Hymenoptera; Formicidae
Product: ATPase WRNIP1
Exons: 6
Coding region: 235-1887 (550 amino acids)
Biological process (GO): regulation of DNA repair; DNA-templated DNA replication
Cellular component (GO): nucleus
Molecular function (GO): DNA binding; enzyme activator activity; single-stranded DNA helicase activity
Source: RefSeq, a predicted model, not a curated record